Molecule: messenger RNA, 2691 nt
Organism: Agelaius phoeniceus (red-winged blackbird)
Lineage: Eukaryota; Metazoa; Chordata; Aves; Passeriformes; Icteridae
Gene: ARV1
Product: ARV1 fatty acid homeostasis modulator
Biological process (GO): sphingolipid metabolic process; sterol metabolic process; intracellular sterol transport
Cellular component (GO): cortical endoplasmic reticulum; Golgi apparatus
Source: RefSeq, a predicted model, not a curated record
AUGUGCGCCGCCUCGCCCGGGGACACGGGGUGUCCCCGCCGCCCCUCCCACGGGGCCGCCGUCGCACUGCCCCCUGGGACAUAGAGUUCUCCAUCGGCGCAGUCGGGCGUGCGGCAGCGGCAGGAAAACCACAGUUCCCGGGAUGCAGUGCGGCGCGGUCUGGCUCGGCCGCGCUCCCGAACGCGGAAACGAGGAGGCGGUGUGGAAGCGCUGACAGGGCUGGGCGUGCUCCCGCGCGCCAUGGCGGCGCUCGGCGCCUACCGCUGUAUCGAGUGCAACGGGGAGGCGACGGAGCUGUACCGGGACUAUCAGCGCGGGGUGCUCCGUAUCUCCAUCUGCAAAUCCUGCCAGAAACCUGUGGAUAAAUACAUUGAGUAUGAUCCUGUUAUCAUCUUGAUUAAUGCUGUUUUAUGCAAAGCACAAGCAUACAGGCACAUUCUUUUCAACACAAAGAUAAAUAUUCAUGGGAAGCUCUGCGUAUUUUGUUUGCUCUGUGAAGCUUAUAUCAGGUGGUUGCAACUACAGGAUUCAAGCCAAAAUACAGAUCCUGAUGACUUAAUCAGAUAUGCCAAAGAAUGGGAUUUUUACAGAAUGUUUGGCAUAGCUUCUUUAGAACAAACUUCAUUUUUCAUUGGUAUUUUCAUUACCUUGUGGUGGAUGACACCUGAGAUGCUGAAAAGAAAGUCUGACUUCAUCUUACUUCUCAAAGCACUGCUGUUGUCCACCUAUGGAAAGCUCCUGCUAAUUCCAGCUGUUAUUUGGGAGCACGACUACACACCUUUGUGCCUUGCAUUUAUAAAAGUGUUUGUCUUGAUAUCAAACUCUCAGGCAAUUAGAGUUACGUUGAACUUGAACCGAAUAGUCCCUUGGUUUGCCAUCUUCUUUGGAUUAAUUUUGGAAAAUGGUGUGGUCUGCUUGUUCCAGAAAAUGGGAUGGGAUGUUUGAAAUGUCAGCCCAGUGAAGAAAUACCAACAACAUGAUAAUAAUUUUCUAAGAAUGAUCUCUGCCAGCAGGCUCCGAAAGCACUGUUUUCAUAGGGAUAAAGAAGGUGAUAGAUAACAAAAAAGCAUUAGAAAUUUGGCUAUUUCCUGUGCUGAGCCAUAAAAAUUUAGCCUUAGGUUGUUUAUUUUCCCAUUAAAAACACGAAUGUCUCACUAUCCUAACAGUUUUACAAAUCUGGCUGUAUCACUGUGGCUCUAAGAAGAAAGGUACACUAAAAAACCCAGCCCUGCUACCAAUCAGUGCAUUUUGGCAGAGAGAGGAGGAUGAAUUGUUCCCUUAAGAGGAAGGGAGUCAGUGGAAAAAAUGAAAAAGCCAAAAUUUAUAUUUCCGUAAAACCAGAUUUUCAAAGAGAAAAGUGAACAUUUGCAAAUAGUUUAUUAGAGAAAAGGCAAGUAUUCCAGAGUGAAACUACAGUGGGAAAGCCAAGCUGCAUUCUCUGGAAUGUUUGUGUUAACAAUCCAAAAUAAUAAAAUAUCUACUUCUAGAGUAAUCUCUAGGAAUGAUAGUUUUAAACUGGCUUGACAUUUUAGGUAAUCUCAUAAAUACUUGAAAUUUUGUGUGAUCUCAUAAAUGCUGCUUUCUUCUGAAAGCUGAAGGGAGAGUGAAAGGACUGACCCCCAACAUGCAGGGCUGUUCAGGAUACUGCUUCUUCUGAAUUUAAGUCACAUUCCCCACACCCAGUCUUCAUCUGGCUGCACAUUGAGUGGAAGCAAAAAUCGAAACAUGAGGCCAUUCAGCAAUAGAGUAGUAGUUUAAGAAUAAUAAAACAAACAAAAAUGUUUAGGCCUAAAUUAAUGAAGAAACAUUUAUAGAAGUUUUGCACCUUCUUCCUCAGCAGGCUAAAGGAGAGCUAAGUGGCCCACAAAGGAACUGAUAGAAUCAAUGUCUGCAAGACAGUAAAAAGGGCACAAACCCACUUUUGUGCAGACCAGUUUCUAUUCAUCCCAUCCAAUAUUUAACUCUCCUGCUUGAGUUCUGGAAGGCUGUACUGUCCAUAGGGAUUACUUCCAUUCUUUGUUUUUCUCAGAUGCUGUCUCAUGUCUGUGUUUUCCAGAAUUAAUCAAAAAACAUUUUGCAACAUCUUCAAGUUAAUUCCCAACAGGUUUAGAGUAAGUCUAGAUUAUGACCACAAAAGACAUCAAACAUGUUUGUCUGAUGGAACUGCCCAUGCUAUGCAAGUUAUUUGAUCAGAAAAGCAAAUGGUUGCUGAUUCUCUUUUAUUAAAUCAAAGGCUGACAGCACUUUUGUUGUUUGUGUUACACUUUGCAACUUCCUGAGCAUGUCAGAGAAAGCAAGAAACCCCAAUUGCAACAUUUUUAAAUAUGGGAGACUCUUAAUUUGAUUGGUAAUGAAUUAAUUUCCCCAAGUUGAGUCUGUUUUGUCCAUGACAGUAACUGGUGACUAAACUCUCCCCAUCCUUAUCUCAGCCCAUGAGCCCUUUUGUUUGUUUUCUCUCCAGUGCCUAGCUGGGGAGUGACAGAGCAGCUUUGGUGAGCAUCUGACAUCCAGACUGGCACUGGCAGUGGUUUCAGUCUGGAGGCUGAGUGGAGCCCAUUUCAGUGUAACUAAUGCAGGUUGUCAUAUGUAAACGUGAUUUUGUCAGCAGCAAAAUUGUAAAUACAAUGUAAAUAAAUUUUAUUUGAGAACAGUCUUCCUAAAUUAAACUUGAUUUUGAAUUUUUAAAAACUG